Molecule: messenger RNA, 6678 nt
Organism: Lottia gigantea (owl limpet)
Lineage: Eukaryota; Metazoa; Mollusca; Gastropoda; Lottiidae
Exons: 3
Coding region: 1-6678 (2225 amino acids)
Source: RefSeq, a predicted model, not a curated record
AUGAGCGCGGAUAAAACUCGUUGGCGAUCACACGUUGGCCUACCUUCAUCUGUUAUCCAAGAUGCCACCUCUGCUGCUAAAAACCGAGGUGAAAGGAUCCCGAGAGCUAUCGAUAGUAACGUCAAACCAAAGAUCAUCUAUGUUUCGAGGAAUCACAGCGUCCGUAAUGAUUCUUACAAAUCAGAGCUUAUCAUUCCGAAACGGAGUACCUCACACGAGAGUGUUGUUAGUAAGGGGGUCGUAGAAAUUCCCCUCCGUGAAAAACUUGCUAUUGUUGAAAAUGGAAAUAAUGCGGGCAAUCGUGGAUUUAAGCCUAUUAGACCUAUAAGCGUUAGUUCGACAACAUCGUCAAUUCAGGAAUUACCAGAAUUACUUCCGCCGUUGGUUUCUCCUAAAACACCACCAUCCUCAGCUAAUUCAUCACCACCACCACCGCCCGUGCCGACAUCAUCACCACCGCCAUUGGAUGACCAGGAACUUCCACCACCGCCGUCGCCCACUCUUACCUCUCUGCCCCCUAAAGCCCCAUCACCGACACCGUCAUUCCACGGAAACCACAUCAAAGUUCCAAAAUAUUCCCCACAUGAAGAUGAAAUUCUGCGUUAUCUGGAUCAAUCGAUCGCCAAAGAAAAUAUUAUUAUCUCUGAAUCAAGUCAAUCUAUUUUGGAUCCUAAUCGUGUAAAGGGUGACAACUCGUCUGAUCAUAUUGAAGGGGACACGUUUCUUAUCACAAAAUGGGACGGUAAAAAUGCUAAAACUGUCAGAGCUUACAUCAAACCUGGCACUGUCGAGGAACUUCGAGAACUAUUCCAGAAAUUGGGACAAAGCUAUAACAAAUCGUCGGCUUUAGAACGUAAAAAGAUGCGUAGGUUUCUGACCAAGAAACGACGUAGUGAAAUAUCAGUGCAAAAUUAUGACUUUUUCCAUCAAGAUGAAUUACCAUUAAUCAAAUCUGGUAUAAGGAAGACAGAUUCAAAUCAAUCGGACAUCAGUGCGACUACGACUGCGUCCAAUGAUUCGUCUGUGAGUACACUAUCGGAAAGGGAAAGUUCGAGCUCCAAAGAGACUAAUGAUGUUAGUACAUAUUAUGGCAACAUUGCGCAAGUUGAUUCAAUAUUACCAAUAGAAAACAGUCUUGAUCCCGUUACAAAUGACUAUAAUAUGCCUUCUUAUAGUCUAAAUAGUGAUUAUACUUCUACAACAACAGAAAGCCACACACAACAGGUUUUAUCGUCGGCCAACAUUGACAAAUCAAAUAGUCUUAAUACAAAUCUUAACAAUGAUCCUUUCAAAUCGGGUGACGAAUUAAAGGGUCUAAAUCAUGCACAAAAUACAUAUUUAGGUCAACCACUUAUAGGCGUAACAUCUAAUCAUAAUGAAAGUAAGGGAUUAGCUGACAGUUAUUCGAAUGUAUGGACUUCAAGCAAUGACAUGAAUAUGUCGAAGAAAAGUGCGGAGGAAAGUAAUGAAUGGUAUGCAGAGGACGUUCCACCGGUUUUGUCGAGUAACGACACCGCCUAUACGAAAGACCAAAGACUUUUUGAAAACAUUACUUCAGUAAAAAGCAAAAUGAUUGAUGUGAACAUAGAUAGUAAAUUAAGUGAACAAGACAAACCAGACGAGACUACAAGAACAUCCACUGUGUCAAACACCCAAAUAAGGAGAAGAUCGUCUGUUUCAUCAAGUAGAAGUAAUGAUUCAGCCGAUGAAGAAAUCAAGUCUUUUCACGGUUCAAAGACUUUUGAAUACAAUAAUCUGGAUGAAAAUGAAAACAGGGCGAUGUCACCGAAAGAAAAAUAUGAAAAUCUACUUUCUGAACUAAAAAUAAAAACAAGUGUACGACGUGGUCACGUGACAGAGGCUGACAGCAAGACUCAUUCGAGGACAUCAUCUGCCAAAUUUUCUUAUAAUUCAUUAGACGACAGCUCGGGAGAUGAUCAAACGUACGAUGUGCAAGAAGCCGAAAAACCUAAACCUAAGGAACAAUUCGAUAAUAUUCUUUCUGAAUUCAAGAGCCUGUUUGGAAAAAAGUCAGAUACAGUGCCGUUGAGUUCCCAAAAAUCGGAUAUAGCAGAUAUUGGUGACGGAAUUGGAAGUUCAGUGAUAGAAGAUUCUAUAAAUUUUGUUCCAGAGCCUGUGAAGGAAGACAUUAAUAAACAAUCUUUCGAUUCGGUUGUUGAGACAAAACGACAGGAUAGUACCAGUAGUUUUGAAUCCAAGGAAAGUGUCAUCGAAAGAGGUAAACAAACACUUUUUGUGCCCAGUGCCUCAGACUAUUUGUACGCUUCUGUGGUAAAGCGUUCUAAGUUGGACAAUCUUUCCGAUUCCGAUGACGAGGAAUCCGUAAUUUCUGGAAUAAGGUCAAUCUAUGAAACUAAUUCCCAACAGGACGCUAAUGAAGUAAACCGCAGAAUUUCCGAAUUUUCUAAACCUACUGAUUCGCGUCGUUCUUCUAUUACAACCACAUCGACUAUAUCUCAAGUAGGACUAGAAAGUUCCCCUUCAAAAGAAAAUUUUUCGUCGUCUUCUCAACGUACAGAUCUUAAAGCUUACUUCCAAAAUCUUCUUGAUAAACCAUCGGACACACAAAGCAGACCUACUUCAAAAACUUUCGAAACAAAUUCAGAAACUCUGUCCUCGGUUACUAACGCUUCUCAUUUUGAUCCUGAGACAACUUUGACUCGCGGUGAAUCAACCGAGUCUAUCAAUGACCAUUUCGUUUUGAGACAAACCUAUCCUGAAUCCCGGAAACAGAGUUUGUUCCCAGAAGGAAUUGACGAACCCCCACCCGAGGACAGUGUUGUUCUUUUGGCACCUACAGAAAACAUUACCGUUUCAUCGUCUAAAAGUGUAUUAGUUGGCGGCAACAAGGAGAGAGCGCCAUCUAACUUGUACAAGAAAGACGACGAUUCUGAUUUGGAAGAAUCUGAAGAGUGGAAGUCAAAGAGAACAUCAGUUUUACAGGAGACAAAGCCACCGAGUUCCGAGUCGGAUUCAGAGCAAAAAGCUUCAAGUGAUUCUGAGGAAGACGAUAGAGUGAGACAGAACACAGGCGGCUUACGGAAAACAUCGAUUUCGUCAAUUUCUAGUAAAUCCGAUAAAGACAAUACAUUAGACGCUCAACGAAGAGAUUCAGUUUCAUCACAGUCUGACAAAUCUGACGCAGAGGAAACGUCAUAUCACGUUAGCCAAACUGCAAGGAAAGAAUCGGUAUCUUCCACAUUCAGCCAUUCUAAUUUUGAAGAAAAACAAAUUAUCGGCGAGAAAGAGGAAACCACAUCCGACAACAUGCCAGUUUUGAGUGGAUUCGAUGAUAAUAAUGUCACAACCUAUGACUUAAGCACUUUGGACUUGUCGAAUAUUGGUAACAUUAAAAGAAUGGCAUCAAACAGAAGUGACCGUAGCGAUAGAGCCACCUCCUCGCGUAGCAGCCAUUCCAUGCGAUCGUCAAGUUCGUCCGUUGGGGGAUUCGGUGGAACAAAAAUGGGCGGAGAACUUGUCAUGGUUGAAGGGGCAAAUGGUGACGUUUAUGUUGUGGAAGAUGUUACUGACAGUACCAAACAGCAGGAAACCUUCAGUUCCAGAAGUAGUUCCUCUGGUAGUAGAGUGCAGUCAGGAUCGUAUCAAAUUGGUUCGACUGGAAAUGUAAGAAUCGAUUCAAAGGUCGAUGAUGCCACGGCUAAUCAAGUGAUUUCGGCAUUAUAUGGAUUAAAUGGUGAGAACAAUGCUAUGAUAGUGGGUGACUCUAACAACAAUGAAGUAGACCAAAGAUCUGUUAGUUUAAGAUCAAGUGGAUCAACGAGUGGCUCACUAAACUUCGGUAUGAUCAGUUUACCGGGCAGUGUAUCUAGUAGAGUAGAGAACGACGAUAACAACGUUACACAAGAUGUUAAGGAGCACGAAACCGUGACAAUCCAUGGGGUCACUGACGACAAUGUGGCUUUAAUAGAACACCGAAUACAAAAAACUAUCACAAAACAUAAAGAUGUGGAGGAGAGCGGCCAAUCUGUUACAUCUUCCUUGGAUAACGAGCUGAGUGUUGAUACUGAUUCCACGGAUUAUUCUGUGAUUGGAUAUAAGCAGAGAAGUACCAGUUAUGCACAGCCUAUUUUGGUUACCACCCAACAAGUACCGAUUGAUUUAAGUAAUUCAGCCAUGAGAACGUACAAUUCAUCAGCUGUUAUUGUACCACCGGACAAUACGGUCAUCAGUACUUAUAAUAUUGGAAAUCUUACAACUCCAGCUACGUCUACGUUAAAUUACAACACUAAUUCAGCUUUCCAGGCGUAUAACCCAAUGAUGGCCACGACUUCAAAUUCUAUUUCAACGAUCAGCGAUAAAUACGUUGGAACCACAACAGAAUAUACACUAGGAGAGAAUAACCAGAUACAGACUCAAACCAACUACGUCAAAUCGGUCGAACCAACUGCAACCUCCUACCAAGAAGUACAAGGACUCCUAAAUGAUAUUGACAAACCAAAGCAACGAGAAGAAAACGUCACUACCGUAUCUGUCAGAAAAGACGAUUCCAAAAAGCAUGAAGAGGCAAAAGAUAAUGAGACGAAUUACUACUCCAAAACGACCACAACAACUACCAUAAUUCCGCCACACGAAGUCGACAGUGUUUACGGUUCGAAAUCUUCCAGAACUACCUCAGAAGAAUCCCCUAGAGACGAUGAUGCACAUCUUUAUCGUAUUGUAAGAGCAUCAAUGUCACCGAGACGAUCGCAAUCACCAAAACGUCGCACAAUUUACCACGAGGUUGCACCACGACGUCGUUCACCUUCCCCGAUCCGACGCUCCCGAUACCACGAUAUUGAACGGCCAUCUCGUUCUGACGUGUUCCGAUCUGAACGUCUAGACAGAUCAGGCUAUAAAACGUCAAUAAACAGGGAUUAUGAUUUUAUAGAUGAUGGUAGAAAGGUCAAAGUUGUAAAAACCUAUGCAUCUACCGAUGAUCUAAACAAAAGGCGAAAGAGCAGUGGAUUUGUAUCAUCUGAUUCCGAAUCCGACAGAAACGUAACCAGAGUACAGGUACGGGACCAUUCCUAUCCGAGCCAUAACUAUCGUUCAAAUAAUAAGCAUGGUUACGAAUCUGACGAUGAAAUGAGGAAAUUAUAUCGCAUAAGAAACCAUCGUAGUAGCAACGAAUGUGAACCAUAUCGCUCGGAAUCAGUGAUGAGCGAUGAUCAAUUGUACAGAGCCAACCGUUAUGCCUCAUCGUUAUAUUCACCGUCAAGGAGUCAUUACCUAUCUUCGUCUAAUAUUCGGGAGUCAAGAUCCCCGUCACCUGAGUAUAAUCGACAAUACCGGGUCAUCCACAGCGGACCUACAGACAGUUUCAAAUCCUCCUACCAGAAGAGUAAAAGCUUCAGUACCUCACGACUGGAUUCGGGAUAUUUCGAACCCGAAUACUCUACUCGUACGAAACGGAUGAUACCAUCUAAAGCGCGUACGACACUUUCACCUACUCGAAAUAGUACAAUAAUAAACCUUAAUAGAAACGAUAGUGGUGUAACCAGCCCGACAAGAAGUGAGUCAUUAUACAAGGUCGUCAAUGUUAAAACUAGUGACGAUACUAUGCGAAAGUCCCGAAGAAGAAAAUCGAAAAGUCCUUCGGAUAACAGCGAUUCUGGUGACGAUGGACGGAGGUUUAGGGUUUCGUCAUCAAGAAGUGAUGUGACGUCACGAAUUAAGGAAAAUGGAAUCAACACUAGUGAUUCAAAACGGUUCGUUCAAAGAAGUUUCAGCCCAACACCUGUUGAUGAAUCUUAUCGUUUAUCACGUGGCAAAAGUGUGUCACAGGAACCGAUAUUCAGAACCAGAUCUCCCAGUCCUUAUGGAAAAUAUAAAACUACUGUGGAUGUAAGGCGUGAGUAUACUGAUAAACUUUCGCGCUCAUUAAGUGAUGUAAGACAAGAGCCAGAUGAAAAAAGUUAUGUUGUUUACAACACAAGGUCAACUGAGCGGCAACGAUCACCAAAACGCAAGGAACCAGAAAUUUUUAUGACUGAUAGAAGUUUUUCGCCCGAUAGAAAUUUCAGGAUGCGUACCUUAUCUCCGACUCGUGGUGACAUAAGUUAUAGAAGCUUUACUAACGAUCUACCUAACGGUUUUGGACCACCUAACGGAUUACCUAACGGAGACGUAGUAACACACAGUACUUACGAACGAACUGCUAAAAGUUAUAAAAUUGACAAUGAACCUCAACUCGUGGAUUCGAGUGAAAGCAAGGAUUUAAAAGUGGUUCGUGGACAAAUUUUGAUAAAGAACAAAAUUGAUACAUCGAAAGAUGACGAUGAUUUUGACGAUAAUGUGAAUGUUUUCGAUAACUUUUUCCAUCUUCAAAAAGAUAAUCCAUUGUAUCAGAGUGAUCCCGAUAUCUAUAAGUCGUUCGAAGAGGAAAGUAAAAAGCAAUCCAUGAGUGACGAUUUGAACAUUAACCAAGAUAUUACAUUCGAAACAGUUGAAAGAAUUGCCAAGAAACAUGAAAAGAAUCAACAAGGUAGACAUAUACCACUGUCAGAUGGAAAUCAUAUCAUCCAAAAAACUGGCUUUUCUCCAGAAAGACCAUCUGAACAGAAGGCAUUGCGGUUCACUAUGGCUCUCAACAACUUCUCUGAUUCUGCGUAUUCUAAUCAAGCUGCCGGAGCGUGUUUUAGAUACCAUGACAGAUAG